Messenger RNA from Siniperca chuatsi (mandarin fish), 10057 nucleotides. RefSeq names its product large tumor suppressor kinase 1 (gene lats1). The record is from RefSeq and is a predicted model, not a curated record. Gene Ontology annotation, biological process: peptidyl-serine phosphorylation; positive regulation of apoptotic process; hippo signaling. The coding region runs from base 319 to 3627 and encodes 1102 amino acids. Gene Ontology annotation, molecular function: protein serine/threonine kinase activity; ATP binding. The transcript is spliced from 8 exons. Lineage: Eukaryota; Metazoa; Chordata; Actinopteri; Centrarchiformes; Sinipercidae.
UGUUGCGCUUCUUCCGUGUCUAACUUGUUGCUGUUGUACUUGUCAUUCAGACAUCCCAGGAAUUCAACACGACUAGGAACAAGCCAGCUCGGCACAACGAGGACAUUUUAAGUUAAAAACACUUCAUUGUCGCCGAGAAAGGUCAAGGAAAUAUAUCGUUUGUUGUCAAAAUAGGAAAAGUGUCGAAGACCGCGGCAGCUACAGAUACUGCAGCAUGCAGAUGUGAGGUCAGACAUCAGAGACACCUGCUACCCUUUGCUGCAGCCCUGGACUGAGUGACAUCUUCAUCCCCUUCAUCGUCAUCAUACAUGCUCUUACAUGAAGAGAGGGGAGAAACCCGAAGGAUACAGACAGAUGAGACCCAAAACGUUCCCCACCAGUAACUAUAGCGGCAACAGCCAACAAAUGCUGCAGGAAAUACGGAACAGCCUACGCAACUUAUCCAAACCCUCUGACCCACCUAAAGUGGACAUUGGUGGAGCUGGAAAAAUGCUUCCUGAGGACCCAAGGCAACAGGGGCGCUGCAGCAACCCCAAAAACCCCUACCAUAAGGCCUUACAGGAGAUCCGCAAAUCCCUGAUGCCUUUUGCCAAUGAACCCAGUACUUCAGGCCCCAAGGAGAACAAACACGUGUCGCAGGAACCCCCUUGUGUUGGGUUUGAGAAGAGCAACAAUCACAGUAUGGGGGCAGUUAUAGACUUCUUGGGUAAGGUGAGCUACCAGGACUCGAUGAGGGAACAGAUGGCUGUUGCCAACCCCAACGCUACAGGUCUGAAAGCCCCAGGAUCUUCUCAUAUCCAGCAGGCUGUGCUGAGGAGGCCGAGCUGGAAAGGCUCUAAGGAGUCUUUGGCUCCUCGACACGGUCCUCUCAUGGUGGAUGGAAUGAUGUACCGCUCAGACAGCCCCGGACCACCUCCUGCCUUCCCACAGGGUCACCCUAACAGCCAGAGAGUCAAUCCUCCACUGCCGCCUCAGGUGCGCAGUGUCACACCUCCACCAAACCGCGGUGCCAUGCCUCCUGCACCGUCUUGGGACAGCAACCCAUCAACCAAGCGCUACUCUGGCAACAUGGAUUACCUUGUGCCCCGCAUCUCUCCAGUACCCCAGGGGGCCUGGCCUGAUGGGUACCAAGCAGCAGCGCCUCAGAAUCAGCGUGGGAUCAGCCCUGUGCCUGUGGGCCACCAGCCCAUCAUAAUGCAAAGCUCUGGGGGGAAUAAGUUCACCUUCCCCUCCAGCUGGUCUCAGAAUGGCUCACCUCAGCCAGACUAUAUGGCUGGGGGCAGCAGGCAACCUCCUCCCCCAUACCCAGUUAAUCAGAGCAGCCGGCACAGUCCCACUGACCAGCUGAUGCAGGCAGGAGGACCUGCAUCAUCACCCUCUUACGUCAACGGUGGAAACAUCCCUCAGUCCAUGAUGGUUCCCAACCGGAACAGUCACAACCUUGACAUGUACAACAUAGGUCCUCCUCAGUCCUGGUCCCAGGCUCCUAUGGCCCCCAACCAGCCCCAGUCUUCCCCAGGCAACAGCAGCAACCAGGAUCUGUCCCCAUCAUGGCAGCACAACAUGCCAGUCCGCUCUAAUUCCUUCAACAACCACCAGCUGAACGGCAGAUCGGUCCACACAGCCAGCUCCCAGCCCUCUGCCACCACGGUCACUGCCAUCACCCAGGCUCCCAUCCUGCAGCCAGUCAAAAGCAUGCGUGUCCAGAAACCUGAGUUGCACACUGCUGUCGCUCCCACACACCCCCCAUGGAUGCAGCAGGCUCCGCCGCCUCCAGCUGCACCAGCUUACCCAGAACCCUCAGCCCCUGUACCUCAGAUCCCUGUUGUAGCAGAAGUCCCCAGCUACCAGGGCCCCCCUCCGCCCUAUCCUAAGCAUCUCCUCCAGCAGCAGGCUGCACCCUGCCCCCCUGCCUACGAUCCAGGGGCCAAUAAGCUCGGCACAGGCAAAGAGGAGCCCGCUGAAGAGGAGAGCAACGGCGGUGAUAGCUCCCGAGACAAGACGACGGAAAGUCCAGAAAGCACCGCAACGACAGAGAAAGAGAAAAAGCAAAUCACGACAUCACCUGUUCCUGUCCGCCGUAACAAGAAAGACGAAGAGCGGAGAGGGGAGUCUGGAAGAAUUGCACUGUACUCCCCCCAGGCCUUUAAGUUCUUCAUGGAGCAACAUGUGGAGAAUAUCCUGAAGAACCAUCAGCAGAGGAUUCGGAGGAGGAAGCAGCUGGAAAGUGAGAUGCAACGGGUGGGUUUGUCUUCAGAAGCUCAGGAGCAGAUGCGCAUGAUGCUCUGCCAGAAAGAGUCCAACUACAUUCGGCUAAAGCGGGCCAAGAUGGAUAAAUCCAUGUUCAAACGAAUCAAGACCCUCGGCAUAGGAGCCUUCGGUGAGGUGUGCUUGGCCAGAAAAGAGGACACAGCAGCGCUGUACGCCAUGAAAACGCUCCGUAAGAAGGAUGUGCUGCUGAGAAACCAGGUGGCCCACGUGAAGGCUGAGAGGGACAUCCUGGCUGAGGCCGACAAUGAAUGGGUGGUACGUCUCUACUACUCUUUCCAAGACAAGGACAACCUGUACUUUGUCAUGGAGUACAUCCCUGGAGGGGACAUGAUGAGCCUUCUCAUCCGGCUCGGCAUCUUCAAAGAAGAGCUGGCCCAGUUCUAUAUCGCAGAGCUCACCUGUGCUGUGGAGAGCGUCCACAAGAUGGGCUUCAUCCACCGAGACAUCAAGCCUGAUAACAUCCUCAUCGACCGAGACGGACACAUAAAGCUGACCGACUUCGGCCUUUGCACUGGCUUCCGCUGGACGCAUGACUCCAAGUAUUACCAGAGUGGUGACCAUGUGAGGCAGGACAGCAUGGACUUCAGUAAGGAGUGGGAAGACCCAGCCAACUGCCGCUGUUCAGAUCGCCUGAAGCCUCUGGAGAGGAGAAAGGCCCGGCAGCACCAGCGCUGUUUGGCACAUUCACUGGUGGGGACGCCCAACUAUAUAGCACCAGAAGUGCUGCUCCGAACAGGAUACACCCAGCUCUGUGAUUGGUGGAGUGUUGGUGUGAUCUUGUAUGAAAUGGUUGUUGGACAGCCUCCCUUCUUAGCGACCACGCCCCUGGAGACACAGCUGAAGGUGAUAAACUGGAAGAACAUGCUGCACAUUCCCCCGCCAGCCAAGCUCAGCCCAGAGGCGUCAGAUCUCAUAGUUAAAUUGUGCCGCGGGCCCGAGGACCGCCUCGGCAAGAACGGCGCGGACGAAAUCAAAGCUCAUCCUUUCUUCAAGACCAUCGACUUCUCCAGCGACCAGCGGCAGCAGGUGGCGCCCUACAUCCCCACCAUCGCUCACUCCACAGACACCUCCAACUUUGACCCCGUGGACCCGGAUAAACUGUGGAGCAGCAGCAGCGAUGGCGAGAACAACCACAACGACACCCUCAACGGCUGGUUCCGCAAUGGCAAACACCCCGAACACGCCUUCUACGAGUUCACCUUCCGCCGCUUCUUCGACGACAACGGCCACCCGUACAGCUGCCCCAAACCCAUCGAGUAUGAGGGUUAUAACGAGGACGAGGCGGACUCAGAGGGCCCGGCGCAGGAGGCAGCCAGUAGCUCAGCGACUCAGGGCCGAGACCUGGUCUACGUGUAGCGUCUGAGGCCAGUUGAGCUGCUUGUACAUAACGAGUUUGUGGAGGGUGUUUGUGUGUGUGUGUGUGUGUUUGUGUGAAGGGGAUUGCAACGGUACAGCAUUUAAAUCCUUGAACAUAGGAAAGUAUGUUUUUAGGAGCAGUCAGAACACUCUGCAGCACACGGUCACAUUAACAGACUUUGAUUUCCAAACCACAAGUUCACACUACAAGUUAAAGGAAGAGUUAGGCAUUUUGGGGAAACAUACUUAUUCACUUUCUUGCCGAGAGUUAGAUGAGAAGAUCAAUACCACUCGCAUAUUUGUACAGUAAGUAUGAAGCUACCGCCCGGUUAGCUUAGCUUAGCAAAAAUACUGGAAACGGGGGGAAACUGCUAGCCUGUGUUAGUCCAAAGGUAACAAUCUGCCUACCAGCACCUCUAAGAUUCACUAAUUAACAAGUAGUAUUUCGUUUGCAAGCAGCUGCCAGAAAUCCGAGCGGAGGAGGAUUUGUUACCUUAUUUGGACACCACUAGGCAGUAAGACAAGACAUAAAAGAAACACACUGUACAGUGUUUGAAAGCACAAUGCCUCUUUAUUCUGUCUGUGUAAACCAAUUUAAAAUCCUAAUAGCACUGCGACAACAGCUGCUUAUUUAGUAACAGGAGUGCAAACAAAACAGUACAGUAAAACAACAAAUCAAUAACAAAAACAAGGGACGAAGAAACCUUGACAUUUUUACCAUGUUUCUGUCGCUGUACAUUUGGUUUGGUGAGACCAGGAUCGGGACUAAUCAAAGGGUUGUGUUUCAGGGUUAUGCACAGAAAAGGGGUUAAACGAUGCAGUGACUUCCUGGAGUCUCUGGUGGUUGCCUGGCAACCUCACGGUAAUGACAAGACACCUGGAAGUCUGUUCCCAAUCGAGAAAUAGUCGAAAACAUGACUCCCCAUGAAACCAUGUGUCGUUUUUACACUUUGGUUUUUGUACGGAUCAAACAAACAAGAUAUAUCUCAAGGUGGUGGUAGGUAGAUUUUGUUACCUUCGGACAGAUCUAGGCUAGCUGUUUGCCCCUGUUUCCUGUCUUUGUGCUAAGCUAAGCUAACAGGCUUUGGCUCCAGCUUCAUAUUUACCGUACAGACAUGGGAGUGAUAUUGAUCUGCUCAUCUAACUCUUGGCAAAAGCAAAUAAGUGUGUUUUCCCAAAAUGUUGAACUAUUCCUUUAAUGUUUGAAAGGUACACCGUAUCAUGUGUGCUGCCUGAAAAGCUUCAAAGGACCAGAAAGCAGAAAAAAAUCAGGGUGCUGUCUUUGACAACUUAUCGCAAACCUACUUAAAGCCUUAAUUUAUUUAAGAAAAUUGUAACUGGUGAUGCUAGUGUAGAUGCUGUUUGAGUGUGGGAAUUCUUGUUGUUGGAAUUACAUUUAUUGGUUAAAAAAAAAAUUUGUCUUAAUUUAUAUUUUAAUGUCUGUUGCAAUGGGGAUUUAGUGUUGUGACUCUUAGAAAUUUGCAGGGAUAAGUUGCUCUAAUUAUUCAUUGCUGUGCCUUUUUGAUCUUUUGUUGUUGUUGUAUCUUUCACCAAAUAUAAAGAGGGUUAAUAAUCAGACUGGCAUUUUAAAAUGAGAGUAGCAGUAGCUGAUUGAACUACACUAGUUUUUUUGUUGUUUUAUUUUUCUAAUUUAUACCUAAAAUGUAUUUAUAAAUUAAGUUGUAUACAGUUGAUGUAAAUAUUUUUCUCUUCCCUGUCAGCUGAUUUAGGUAUUUUUUCCUUAGGGCAGGCCCUCGUCAGUGUCCGCUGCUGCUGCCUUCUGUCAAUAUGUUGUGUGCUUUUGUCUCUCCUACACCCAAAAUACCUACAACACUAAUUCACAGGACUCUGAAUAGAUUGAACUCUUUUUGCAUAACUGAACUUAUUUCAUCGCCAUUCAGACUUCAUGCUCGUCUCUCAACCAAAGCACUAAAUAGGUGGGUUUUGACCUUUUUUGUUUGCAAUAACCCACAUUUAGAAAAUAACGAUCACAAAACCAUGAAAUUAGUUUUUAUGGCGUUACAACACUAUCAAGCAGAAAUGCCUUGCUUUUAGGCACCUAACCACUUCAUCCUAUAGUAUUCUUUGUGUCCAAGGAUCUGUGAGAUGCUUGAAAGCUUAAAACCCAGUUCCUUCAAAGUCAUUUUCUUAAUUCCUGUCUUUGAGAAACACUACAGCUGUCAUGUGUUGAGUUUUUCGUGCCUCUGUACUGAUUUUAAAAAAGAAAAACUGGAUUGUUGGACUGACGGUGGAGAGAACUGCUCUCCAUCACGUAUCAUGAUGAUUUUGUAACCCGCUGUACUUUUCUUUGUGUUUAGGAAAAGAUCUCUGAAUGUAGUUAUGGACUUAAUGGUGACCACUGGCAUUCUGCACUGGUUCUGUGUUUUCAUUGUAAGUGAGAGAAUUUUAUUUUUGUGUACAUUAUUGCUCUGGGUGGUUGGGUACAGGGAAGAGGGUGAUAAAUAAAGAAUGUAAAGCACAUGCACACCAAACGUGUUACGUUAUUAAAAGUAGAUUAUUAAGUACAAACAGACUACUGGACUGGCGAUUUAAUUUAGGGCUCCCGACUAAAUGAUUUGAUAACAUGGUCUAUAAAAUGUCAGAAAAUACAGAAAAAUGUUCAUCACAAUUUACUGAAGCCCAAGGUGACGUCUUUGAAUGUUUUGUCUGACCAACAGUCCAAAACCCAAAGAUAUUCAGUUUACUGUCAUUUAAGACGAAGAAAAGCAGCAAAACCUCACAAUUGAAAAGCUGGAACUGGGCAAUGUUAUGCAUUUUUACUUGAAAGAAUACUUCGACUAACGGUUUCAGCCCUAAACUAGAUGAAGAUCUUGAGUUUCCUCCUGGCUUCUGUAAGGGUAAAACGUUAAGUAACACUAAAUAUCUAUAAUAAGAGCAGUGAUUCCAUACUUUGGAGCUGAAGUGUUUGAAACCUAAAACUUGAGCAAAAGAAGCCUAUUUCUAAACAUUUAGAAAAUUAGACACAGAGUAAUGUACACUUAUUAAAUUGAAAUAUUUCCAACAGCUACAGUGGUGUGCAAAAGUGAUUUCCUGAUUUCUUUUUUUUUUUUGCAUAUUUGUCACACUUUAAUGUUUCAGAUCAUCAAACAAAUUUAAAUAUUUGCCAAAGAUAACACAAGUAAACACAAAAGGCAGUUUUUAAAUGAAGGUUGUUAUUAUUAAGGGAAAACAAAAUCCAAACCUACAUGACCCUGUGUGAAAACGUGAUUGCCCCCUAAACCUAAUAACUGGUUGGGCCACCCUUAGCAGCAAAAACUUCAAUCAAGCGUUUGCAAUAACUUGCAAUGAGUCUUUUACAGCUGUGGAGGAAUUCUGGCCCACUCAUCUUUGCAGAAUUGUUGUAAUUCAGCCACAUUGGAGGGUUUUCGAGCAUGAACUGCCUUUUUAAGGUCAUGCCGCAGCAUCUGGAUAGGAUUCAGGUCAGGACUUUGUCUAGGCCACUCCAAAGUCUUCAUUUUGUUCUGUUGCUAUAUCAGCAUGUUGAGAAGCUUUGGUAUUAAAUGAGCUCACAUGCAGAGAUACCCACGUUGUUACAGGGACAUUUCUAGACUUAGUUGACCUUUAAAUAUGCCCAAAAUAAAUUUCCACUAAAUAUUUACAAGAUAAGUUUUGCGGAUGUUCCAUUUGAAAAAGGGAUAUUUAUUAAAGGGCUUCCUAUAUUGCCUUAUAAAAACAAACACAUCAACCUUUGGUAAUCAGUUAUUGGUCAGCUUUUGGGUAAAACCCAAUAGAGAGUUUGCAACUUCCUGGGUAGUUCAAACAUCUGCGGUAAUAGAUAAAGUUUCCAUAAAGAUAGAAGCUUGUGCUCAACAUGAAAACUACUGUGAAAAGGAAAUAACUGGCCUAAUAUAGAUACAUUUUGACAGCACAGUUUAGUCCGUCAGGAAAAAGAAAGGGAGGCGGGUGGUGAUGAUUUUAAGGCUGCAGCCACCUGAGGGCGCCACACAAAGCAAUAGAGCCCUAUGAUGGGCACCACUACACCCUCCAGUGUCCCAACUCUAAAGGCCCUACUGUAUACUACAAAGAUGUGUAUGCACUAACGCUGACAGUGCACUAUUUUGAGAGCUGAUAGAUAAAUUAAUGUACUUUAGUGUUCUGUAACAACACUAAAUGAAGGCGUGUGCCACUACUUGCAAAUGUGAAAACUUUUUUUUUUAAUAAAUAGCAAGCAGACAUUUUCUGAAGAUUUAUUAUCUACAUUUUUUUUUCCUCCAGCCUGAGUAGCUCCUUUAUUUCUGCUGUAAACUGCAACAGUGGAACUCAAGUAUCCAACACCACAAUCCAAAAAUCUGCAUGCUGGCAUUUUUGAGGAAUUAAUUUGACAUUUUUCUAAUAAAGUACACCGUCAAAGCACAGAACUGUAGUGUGCGACUGGGAUUCAGGAAGACGGAUCAUUUUUGAGAUAUUUUCAUACAUAUACAUUUUCCUGCGGCAGAAUGUAUUGGUUUUCCAGUUGAGUUUUGUCUAGACAGUACUGCACAGUCCCAUGGUUUUGUUUUUAAAUCGCUGUAUAAUUCUACUUGUAGAUUAACCCAUUUUUCCCCUCAUAGUUUACCUUACACCAGGUGUCAAUCUGUCCCCAAAGCAAUGCAAAUGUUUUUUAAUUUCCCACCUGAAAAACCUGUCUGCUUUAAAUAAGAGCAAAGACGGUACAAAUAUGACAUUCAAAUAAGUUUGAAAAUUCAUCUGUUAAGUUCAUCUCACUGACAGUAACGGGAGACAAUUAAGACUUUUUUUUUCCUCCAUCUGAAAAUAUUUUUAAUACUGGUAUCUCAGCACGGUGGCAGAGCGGCUAAAGCUCCUGCCUCCCAAUAAGGAGAUCGUGGGUUUGUGGGAUCGAUUCCCGGACCAGACCAACAUCACACAAUCUCUCUGGGUGGAGUCUGCAUGUCCUCCCCGUGUUACCGUGGGUUCUCUCCGGGUUCUCCGGCUUCCUCCCACCGUCCAAAGACAUGCAUGUGUAGGUUAAUUGAUAACUCUAAAAUUGCCCGUAUUGAAUGAAUGUGAGAGUGAAUGGGGUUGUCUGUCCUUGUCUGUGUCUGUGUUAGCCCUGCGACGAGUUGGCCACUGUCCAGGGUGUACCCUGCCUAAGGCCCAAAGUCACUGGGAUAGGCUCCAGUCACCCGCGACCCCUAACGGGACCAAGCGGUAGAAAAUGGAUGGAUGGUAUCUCAGCAGUCCACGGCGCUGCCCCUAAUGGCGUAAAGUGACUUAAUAACUUGCAGUUUCUCACAUUCCACCAACUAAUACUGAAUUUGACUUCAGUGCCAAAAUUAGCUGAGAAAUGUAUUCACAUGGUUUGGCACAAAUAACGUUGCUAGCUGCUGGGACUACCUUCAUUUUCCCCCCGGUUUUGCCUCGCAGGAUGCCUUAAAUGGGUCGUGAUGUAAGUAAAUGAGAGACCUAACAAAUAUUUGCUAGUGUGGCCGAACUCUUACUAAAGAUUAAGGACUAAUCUGAAAUAAAGAGGCUCCACCAUCUUCCAACGUGCUCUGAAAUAGAGUCAAGACCAGGAGAGAGAGAGUUAUUAAGCCAAGCACUGGAGUCGAGGUUUUGGUGUUCAUACCAAGUAGGAAACUUUGAUUUUAAAAUCUGUCACCCCUUUUUAGCUUGACAACCUCCUCUUCAGGUCACAAACUUCCCAAAUCUUGCUUAUUAGAAGUGGAGACAUGAAACUACACACAGCACAUCAUUGAGGACAAACAAGUUAACUUAAACAAGCUUAUUUUUAAUGGAUCUGCAAAACUGUUUGAAUUUCCAAAGAGAACUUCUGUACCUCCCGCCCACAGUUACCCAGUGGCAAACGUUACACAACGUUACAGAAACGCUUCCAACCCAAAGAAAUCUGCAUGCAGGAAAAAAAAUAAAAUUAAAAAAAUGAAUUCAACCCAAAAAGGGAAAAUGAAAUCAAACAAAUAAAAGUCAAAUAAAUCAUACAGAUAAAAAUAAAACAUUAAUAAACAGGACAUACUGUAUAAUGCCGUUCUCUUGGCUGGAGGAGAAAUUCAAACGCGUCCGCUUCGGUUCGGCUUCCUCCUGUUGGGAGCCUGAACCCACAGAUUAUUAAACUGUAAUUUCAUUGGGUGGAUGUGGCUCCGCCCACCACACAGCCCCGCCCCUGUCUUCCAUAUAAGGCACAGGACAAAAUAAACCCCCACAUACAAAAGGAGCUAGCCACGCCUCUGUCACUUGGUAACAAAUUGUAUAUGACCAAAUACGGUUAGACAACAGAAACCCCACUAAGUGUACAAAAUGUUAAUCCUACAUUUGUCUUUUUUGUUUGAUUUUCUUUUCUUUUGAUUUCCUUUGACUGAAGGUGAGUGCUGUUGGGGGGGUUAAGGGUGAGUAUUAAAAAUAUGAGCUUGUCUUUUCACUUUUUUUUCCUUUUUUUUUUUUACAACUUUUAAAA